Molecule: messenger RNA, 897 nt
Organism: Cinclus cinclus
Lineage: Eukaryota; Metazoa; Chordata; Aves; Passeriformes; Cinclidae
Gene: HOXA11
Product: homeobox A11
Exons: 2
Coding region: 1-897 (298 amino acids)
Biological process (GO): regulation of transcription by RNA polymerase II; anatomical structure development
Cellular component (GO): nucleus
Molecular function (GO): DNA-binding transcription factor activity, RNA polymerase II-specific; RNA polymerase II cis-regulatory region sequence-specific DNA binding
Source: RefSeq, a predicted model, not a curated record
AUGAUGGAUUUUGAUGAGCGUGUUCCUUGUUCCUCUAACAUGUAUUUGCCAAGUUGUACUUACUACGUCUCGGGUCCUGAUUUUUCCAGCCUCCCUUCUUUUUUGCCCCAAACCCCGUCUUCUCGCCCUAUGACAUACUCCUACUCCUCCAACCUACCCCAGGUCCAACCUGUGAGAGAAGUUACCUUCAGGGAAUAUGCCAUUGAUCCCUCCAGUAAAUGGCACCCCAGGAACAAUCUGCCCCACUGCUACUCCGCAGAGGAGAUCAUGCACAGAGACUGCCUGCCUGCCACCAACACCGCUAGCAUGGGCGAGAUGUUCGGCAAAAACACAGCUAACGUCUAUCACCCCAGCACCAACGUCUCCUCCAAUUUCUAUAGCACGGUGGGCAGGAACGGGGUCCUGCCCCAGGCUUUCGACCAAUUUUUCGAGACGGCUUAUGGCACGGCGGAAAACCUGGCCUCAGCGGACUACCCGGUAGACAAGAGUGGCGAGAAGGCGCCCGCGGCCGCCGGGGCGGCGGCGGCGGCAACUUCAAGUUCGGAGGGCGGCUGCGGCAGGGCGGCGGCGACGGCGGCGGAGAAGGAGAGGAGGAGGCGGCCGGAGAGCAGCAGCAGCCCCGAGUCAUCUUCCGGCAACAAUGAGGAGAAAUCCGGCAGUUCCAGUGGACAACGUACGCGUAAAAAGAGAUGCCCGUAUACCAAAUACCAGAUUAGAGAGUUAGAAAGGGAAUUCUUCUUCAGUGUCUACAUAAACAAAGAGAAACGCCUCCAGCUCUCCCGAAUGCUCAAUCUGACCGACCGUCAAGUCAAAAUAUGGUUUCAGAACAGAAGAAUGAAAGAAAAAAAAAUUAACAGGGACCGAUUACAGUAUUACUCAGCUAAUCCACUACUUUAA